AACGUUACCCAAACAGUCUCCACGUGCCUCUAGAAAAGGUCCGGCAACGUCGUCUAAGAUGUGGUUGCCCCAAACAGGAGGACUCUCCAAUUUUCUGCUUCGGUUCUGCAUAAAUCCCCGUCUGAUGGUCCCAAGGUUUGGGGGAGGCGUUGUGGGGGUUGGAGAAAGAGGAGGAGAGAAAUACUCGUACACUUGAAGGGGAAGGAGAGCCUGUUUCAUUCUUCAGUGUCUCUUCCUGGUUCCCGUUUAAACGCAUCGGCGGCUUGGUCAUUGGUCAGUGAGUGGGAUUGCAAUGGGGAGGGUUCACCUGAUGUACCUCCAUGGAAGGAUAUACACAUGCAAGUACUGUCAGACCCAUCUCGCCCUCGUCGAAGACGUCGUUUCUAAGCAGCAGUUUCACUGCAGGCACGGAAAGGCAUAUCUUUUCAACAAAGUGGUAAAUAUCUUGCUGGGGUACAAGGAAGAGAGGAUGAUGAUCACUGGAUUGCAUACUGUUUCUGAUAUAUUUUGCAUCGGAUGUGGAUCAAUUGUAGGGUGGAAAUAUGAGGUUGCUCCUGACAAGGCACAGAAAUACAAGGAGGGGAAGUUCAUAUUAGAGAGGGUUAAGGUGGUCGACUUCGAUGGGACCAACUUUUGGGUGAGCAGUGAAGCACAAGUAGGUGGAAGUGAUGCGGAUGAUGCAGGAGAUUGAGUAUCAAUGGACAACAGAAGUAGCAGUAACCUGAUCUUAUAUUCUUGUUCAUUGAUGUCCUAAAGAGUACUGGCACUUCUGCUAUGCUUAUGGACUCGAGGUCUCUGCUUCCUGCACAUCAUGUUCCAAGUUUGUUGCUAGCACUUGCUCUUUGUACAUAUUUCGCCACUUCUAUUGAAGUUUGCACUAAUGCAAAGCCAUGAACUAGGUCGUCCAUGUUCUUCCACAGA
Messenger RNA from Nymphaea colorata (pocket water lily), 921 nucleotides. RefSeq names its product protein yippee-like. Gene Ontology annotation, cellular component: ubiquitin ligase complex. The record is from RefSeq and is a predicted model, not a curated record. Lineage: Eukaryota; Viridiplantae; Streptophyta; Magnoliopsida; Nymphaeales; Nymphaeaceae. The transcript is spliced from 5 exons. The coding region runs from base 293 to 691 and encodes 132 amino acids.